GGGGGCGGGGCGGGAGCCUCGCUUUAAGCUCCGUGACGCGUCACCCUCUCCGCUCCAGUUCAGUCCAAGCCGCGCGCGUCCCGGGCGGUUCUCAGAGGUGCUGCCAGGACUUACUGGACCCCGAAGACCGUCCCUGGCCUUGGGCUGACCGUCCGUCUCCCCUUCCGAACCGUGGGAAGGAAGGGUAUCUGACCGUGGCGAGCGCUCAGCAGCAGUUCAGCGAGUCCGCACCCACCGACUCCGUCUCGACGCCGUCCCUCUCCUCCAGACAGAUCCGUGACGUCCCCGCUCGAAGGACGCCAUGCUCUCCAAACUGGCCCGCUUCCAGACCGUCGCUGGGCUCUGCCGGGGGGUCCACUCGUCGGCCGCUUCCGUUGCCUCGGUUGCGACUAAGAAAACGGCCCAGGGCCCCCCGCCGUCCUCCGAUUACGUGUUCGAGCGGGAAGCCAAGUACGGCGCGCACAACUACCACCCCUUACCCGUGGCCCUGGAGAGAGGGAAAGGUAUUUAUGUGUGGGACGUGGAAGGCAGGAAGUAUUUCGACUUCCUGAGCGCUUACAGCGCUGUCAACCAGGGGCACUGCCACCCGAAGAUCGUGGACGCGCUGAAGGACCAGGCCGACAAGCUGACCCUGACGUCCAGGGCUUUCUACAACACCGUCCUCGGGGAGUACGAGGAGCACGUGACGAAGCUGUUCAACUACCACAAAGUUCUCCCGAUGAACACGGGCGUGGAGGCCGGGGAGACGGCGUGCAAGCUGGCUCGGCGGUGGGGGUACAGCGUCAAGGGCAUCCCGAAGUACAAGGCGAAGAUCGUUUUCGCAGCCGGAAACUUCUGGGGUAGAACCAUGUCUGCAAUCUCCAGUUCCACAGACCCAACCAGUUACGAUGGGUUCGGGCCGUUUAUGCCAGGCUUCGAGAUUAUUCCGUACAACGACCUGCCAGCUCUUGAGCGCGCGCUUCAGGAUCCAAACGUCGCUGGGUUCAUGGUGGAACCGAUUCAGGGCGAAGCGGGCGUCAUUGUUCCGGAGCCGGGCUACCUGAUGGGCGUGCGGGAGCUCUGCACGCAGCACCAGGUCCUGUUUAUCGCUGAUGAGAUACAGACGGGGCUGGCCAGAACCGGCCGCUGGCUGGCCGUGGACCACGAGAACGUCAGACCCGACCUGGUCCUGCUGGGCAAGGCGCUUUCCGGAGGCUUGUACCCUGUGUCGGCGGUCCUGUGCGACGACGACGUCAUGCUGACCAUCAAGCCCGGGGAGCACGGCUCGACGUACGGGGGCAACCCUCUGGGCUGCCGUGUGGCCAUCGCUGCCCUGGAGGUUCUGGAGGAGGAGAACCUCGCCGAGAACGCAGAGAGGAUGGGCGCCCUCCUGAGGAACGAGCUCAUGAAGCUGCCCUCCGACAUCGUCACCGCUGUGCGCGGCAAGGGCCUGCUGAACGCCAUCGUCAUCCGCGCCACCAAAGACUACGACGCCUGGAAGGUGUGCCUGCGGCUCCGGGACAACGGGCUCCUGGCCAAGCCGACGCACGGCGACAUCAUCCGGCUGGCCCCGCCGCUGGUGAUCAAGGAGGACGAGAUCCAGGAGUCCGUGGAGAUCAUCAACAAGACCAUCCUGUCUUUCUGAGGGCGGCGGCUGCCUCCCGCGGGGCCCGGGGCCGGCCCGGCACAGGGUGCUCGGGCCCGGCCCGCCCGGGAGCCUCUGCAUUCCUGCUCUCGGCGCAGGCACAUUCCACUCCCCUGUGUCCUCAAGGACACAUGUGUUUUUUGUAACGUGUGCGUUUUUCAGCUCAUGCGUGCCGGCACGGCCGGCAGUGUGCCGUGUCAGGGAGCAGCGUCCGCGUGCGACGACGCAGCGUGUCCGUGAGCUUUCUGAGGGGGCACGCUCCUGCCUGUCUGUGCACGGGCAGCCUCCUAAUCAAGCCCCGUACGACCUAUUUACGUUUUUAUAAGUUUCCAGCUGGUGUAAAUGUAUCAUGUUUAAAAAGUUAUAUACGAGACUGGUUUUACUGGUGUAACCUUAUGAAGCUGAAUCAUAGUCAUUGAAUUUUAGGAAGGAUGAAAUGGUUAAGCUUAUGUAAACUAGUAGAUUGAAAUAAAGUUCGUAUUAGCUCA
This is a messenger RNA of Phyllostomus hastatus (greater spear-nosed bat), 2112 nucleotides long. RefSeq names its product ornithine aminotransferase (gene OAT). The transcript has 11 exons. Bases 302 to 1624 code for a protein of 440 amino acids. Gene Ontology annotation, cellular component: cytoplasm. NCBI's taxonomy places the organism in Eukaryota, Metazoa, Chordata, Mammalia, Chiroptera, Phyllostomidae. Gene Ontology annotation, molecular function: pyridoxal phosphate binding; L-ornithine transaminase activity; identical protein binding. The record is from RefSeq and is a predicted model, not a curated record.